Myzus persicae (green peach aphid) is the source of this 990-nucleotide messenger RNA. RefSeq lists its product as uncharacterized. The record is from RefSeq and is a predicted model, not a curated record. The transcript has a single exon. Lineage: Eukaryota; Metazoa; Arthropoda; Insecta; Hemiptera; Aphididae. Bases 1 to 990 code for a protein of 329 amino acids.
AUGAACAACCUUCUGACCAUUAAAAAUGAACUUCACUCUUCUUUAAACAACAAACAAAACCUGGGAAUGAUCAGCUUUGAUAUAGUCAAAGCAUAUGACACGGCGUGGAGACCCAGAAUAUUAAAUAAACUCAACAAAAUUAUUGCCAAAGGAUACAUGCUAGAUUUCAUUUCGAAUUUCCUCAACCACCGCACCUUUCAAGUAAAAACCUCUAACACGCUUUCAGACAUCUUUCUCCAAGAAAGUGGGGUGCCACAGGGGUCCACUAUCUCUGUAACUCUCUUCCUGAUCGCUAUCAAUGAUAUAACUGAAGGAAUUUCACGCCCAAACAUACCUCUACUAUUCGCAGACGACUUCACUAUUCUUUGCCGCAGUACAAACGUUAAUUCUAUUCAAUCGAUACUUCAAGAUUCCACUAACAAACUCACGUCCUGGUCGAAAACUUCCGGCUUCCGAUUUUCUCCAGAAAAAACUAACCUUAUAGUUUUCAGCCAUAAGAGGAAUAAGAAGAAAAUACACAUUAACAUCGGAAACCAAGUCGUAGAAAACCAACCUAAUGUUAAAAUACUGGGCAUCACUUUUGAUCAUAAAGCUUCAUGGAUCCCUCAUAUUCUCAACCUAAAGAACACUACUGUACCAAGACUCAACAUCAUAAAAACUCUAGGUCAUACUUCAUGGGGAGCCAAAUCUCAAACCCUUCUUAAGAUACACAAAGCAUUCAUACUAUCGAAACUUGAUUACGGCGCUCCAAUAUUCUCAUCAGCGAAACACACUAAACUUAAAAUACUGGAGACUAUCCAUAACUCGGGAAUCCGACUCUCCAUUGGCGCCUUCCGCUCUAGCCCCAUCAAAAGCAUAUUAAAUAUUGCUGGAAUUCCUUCCCUAGAAGUACGGUGGAGAGAACAAACCCACAAAUUAGCAGCAAGAAUAUCAAGAUCCCCCAAAAUCAAAUUCAUCACCCUAAACAUACAUUUAAUCACACAUACAUAA